Messenger RNA from Rhododendron vialii, 3968 nucleotides. RefSeq names its product ATPase family AAA domain-containing protein At1g05910. Gene Ontology annotation, cellular component: nucleus. NCBI's taxonomy places the organism in Eukaryota, Viridiplantae, Streptophyta, Magnoliopsida, Ericales, Ericaceae. Gene Ontology annotation, biological process: positive regulation of transcription by RNA polymerase II. Gene Ontology annotation, molecular function: histone binding; chromatin binding; ATP hydrolysis activity. The record is from RefSeq and is a predicted model, not a curated record. The transcript is spliced from 11 exons. Bases 213 to 3836 code for a protein of 1207 amino acids.
CACAAUCAGACAACCAGGCCAAAAUCUCCCGGACACGAACAGUUAUUGCAAUGUUUGCUAGACUUCCAAUGAUGGUUCUGUUUUGCUCUUAUUGUCUUGGUUUGGCUGAAGAUGAUGAAUAUUGAGUUCGCUCCUUGUUGAUGUUUGUAUGUGCACUAAGGCUGGUCAUUUGAAGUUUUUGGGAAGUUAUAAGCAGCAAAGUUGAAUUGCCAAUGCAUUCUAAGGGAUCUGGGCCGGGGGAUGGACCUGUUUCUGGGCCAGUGCGGACAAGCGAUAGGCUCAGGAGAAGGCCAAAGAUGUAUGGUCGCCACUUGUAUUAUUCUCCAAACAUUUUGCGCCCUAAGAGAAGCAAGACUAAGACGAGAACAGCAGCUUCUCAGAUUGCCAAGAUGUUGCGCCCUGGUAAUCAGUCGAUGCGGACCACAAAAAAUAAUUCAGUGGCAACCAACCUUCGUCGUUCUACAAGGAAGAGGAGGAUUUCUGUUAAUCUGGAAGACUACACAGAUAGUUCUGGAACGGAGGACAAUGACCUAAUGAGACCUACAUAUCGAAGUUCCAGGAACCCGAUCAGUAGUAGAGCAAGUCAAGAUGGUUUCUCAUUCCGUAAGCGGAAAAAGUCCUUCGAAACUAGAUCAUUGCCUCGGCGGGAAGGAUUAAGACCUCGUCGUUCAAAAGCGCUUUCAAGAGGCCAGUUAAUUAUAGAAUCUAACGAUGAACAAGGCACUUCUGAGGAGAAGGUUGCUGAAGAUGAAACUGAAAAUGGGCAUGAUGGUGAAGAUGAUGAUGAUGAUGAUGAUGAUGAUGCAGAUGAUAGGGAGGAUCAAGAUGAGGGCGAUGGAGAAGAUGAGGGAGAGGGAGAGGGAGAUGGAGAAGACGAGGGAGAAGAAGAUGGUGAUGAUGAAGAGGGUGAAGAACUGGAAGGUAGGAGGCGAUACGAUCUUCGUAAUCGUACAGAUGUUCGUAGGUUUUCUAAUGAGGAGGGUAAGCAAAGACCUAGAUCUCCUCGAAGAGUCCUACAACAAGGAAUGGGGACGACCAAGGUUGGAAGGGAGGUGAGGAGGGGUGGAUCUCGAGUUCAUAAACGUCAUCGCUUGGCUAGAGCUGAAGAUUCUGAUGACUCCCUACUUGUGGAUGAGCUGGACCAAGGACCCCCUAUACCUUGGGGGAGAGGAGGGAGCAGAUCUGGCCCACCUUGGCUUUUCGGGGGACUAGAUAUGCAAGGGACAACUUCAUGGGGUUUGAAUGCGGCUGCAUCCGGUUGGGGUCAUCAGAGUGAUUCUUUGAUUAAUUUGACUUCUGGGGUCCAAACUGCGGGGCCAAGUUCCAAAGGAGGCGCCGAUAUUCAACCUUUACAGGUUGACGAGAGUGUGAGUUUUGAUGAGAUAGGUGGGCUUUCCGAAUAUAUUGAUGCGUUGAAAGAAAUGGUUUUCUUUCCUCUAUUGUACCCGGAUUUUUUUGCGAGUUACCAUAUUAGCCCUCCAAGAGGCGUCUUGUUAUGUGGUCCACCUGGUACCGGAAAAACACUAAUUGCAAGAGCAUUAGCUUGUGCUGCUUCUAAGGCUGGGCAGAAGGUCAGCUUUUACAUGCGAAAGGGUGCGGAUGUGCUUAGCAAAUGGGUUGGUGAGGCUGAAAGACAAUUGAAACUGCUGUUUGAAGAAGCGCAGAGGAAUCAACCAUCAAUUAUCUUCUUCGAUGAAAUUGAUGGACUCGCUCCCGUGAGGUCCAGCAAACAAGAGCAAAUUCACAACUCCAUUGUUUCAACUCUGCUUGCCUUGAUGGACGGUCUUGAUUCGCGUGGUCAAGUUGUUUUGAUUGGGGCAACCAACAGGGUUGAUGCCAUUGAUGGAGCCUUACGGCGCCCUGGUAGAUUCGAUCGCGAAUUCAAUUUUCCCUUGCCUGGUUGUGAGGCACGUGCUGAAAUAUUAGACAUUCAUACUAGGAAGUGGAAGCAGCCUCCUUCAAAGGAGCUGAAAUCGGAGCUUGCAGCUAGUUGUGUGGGAUAUUGUGGUGCUGAUUUAAAGGCUCUAUGCACUGAAGCUGCCAUUCGUGCGUUUCGUGAAAAAUAUCCUCAAGUUUACACUAGUGAUGACAAAUUUCUCAUUGAUGUUGAUUCUGUGAAGGUGGAAAAAUAUCAUUUUGUUGAAGCCAUGUCUACAAUCACUCCUGCUGCUCAUAGAGGCUCAAUUGUGCAUUCUAGGCCAUUGUCAUCAGUUGUUGCACCAUGUUUACAGCGACAUCUCAAGAAAUCCAUGGGGAUUAUAUCGGACAUUUUCCCUGUUCUGGAGCUUUCAUCAGAAUUGACAAAGCUUUCUAUGCUCUCGUAUGGUUCUUCUGUUCCACUUGUGUAUAGGCCUCGACUUUUGCUAUGUGGCUGUGAAGGUGGUGGCUUGGAUCAUCUGGGGCCAGCAAUUUUGCAUGAACUUGAGAAAUUUCCCGUUCACUCUCUUGGACUUCCAUCUCUUCUUUCUGAUCCUAGUGCAAAGACACCUGAGGAGGCACUAGUUCAUAUAUUUGGGGAAGCAAGGAGAACCACACCAUCAAUACUUUAUUUACCUCAAUUCAGCCUUUGGUGGGAAAAUGCACAUGAGCAGCUUAAGGCUGUUCUGAUGACUCUGUUGGAAGAACUUCCGUCUGACUUCCCCAUAUUAUUACUGGGGACAUCCUCAGUUCCACUUUCUGAAAUAGAAGCUGGGGAGCCUUCUUCGAUAUUUCUUCUUCGUAAUGUCUAUCAAUUAGACAAGCCAUCAGCUGAAGAUAGGUCUAUGUUUUUUGAUCGUCUGAUUGAAGUUGCUUUGUCGAUACAAUCAGAGGAGAUGAGAAGAAAGUUGGAGAAAUUGGAUACGCCUGUUGAACUCCCAAAAGCUCCAAAAGUGGAUAUUCGGCCGAAGGCUUCCGAGUUGAAAGCCAAGGCAGAGGCUGAGCAGCACGCCUUGCGUCGACUGCGAAUGUGCCUUCGUGACAUUUGCAACCGGAUUCUGUACGACAAAAGGUUUAGUGCCUUCCAUUAUCCAGUCUCCGAGGAGGAUGCACCAAACUAUCGGUCAAUCAUCCAGAACCCUAUGGACAUUGCAACUCUGUUGCAGCGUGUUGACAGUGGAAAGUAUGUUACAUGCCAAGCAUUCUUGGAAGAUUUUGAUCUCAUUUUGGUUAAUGCAAAGAUAUAUAAUGGAGAUGACUACAAUGGAUCUAGGAUCGUGAGUAGAGCUCACGAACUUCGAGAUGCAGUGCAUGGAAUGCUGUCACAGAUGGACCCUGCACUGGUGGCAUUCUGUGAAAAGAUAGCUGCUGAAGGGGGUCCCAUGCCCGUGCCUGAUGAAUUGGCAGGAUCUUCAUUUCCAACAACUACAGUUGUUCAGCUGGCAUCAGUUACUAGAGCGAGUGCCCGACUUCGAAAUGUCCAACCUGAUGUUAAUUUAGACCAAAGCUAUGAAGCACUAAAACGACCAAAGAAGAAUGUCGAUGCCGCACACGCAGGAACAGCAGUUGAAGAAGGACCAUCAGAACCACCAAACUCAUCUCAAGAACCAGAAGUAGAUGAUACAGUUCCACAUAGGUCAGGAAUAUCUUUUACAGAUGACCUGCAGCUUGAAACUUGUGAAAAGGACACGAGUGAAGAUGUUGUGAUGUCUGAUAGUGAGAUUUCUGAGAAAAUUGUUUCGGUCAAAAGUAUUUUGAUGGAGCACACUGAUGGCUAUGGCGUUCCACAGCUUGAAAGGCUUUACACUCGGGUAAUGAAGGGCGUUUUUGAAACCAAAGCCAGUGAACCGGGGUAUGAUCUUAGACCUGCAAUUUUUACCUAUUUAUUGAAGUUUGCAGAUUACGUGACAAAUUUUUGACGUAAUAUUUUUUUUAACUGUGAUAACUGUUUUUGCUUCUUAAUAAAAUUUUAAGUAGUUUCUUGUUCCUGUUCAAUUCAUGUACAGAAUCAGAUUUUCUUCCUCAUCUCUAGAGAAUAAGAUUCUUGACUA